Amphiprion ocellaris (clown anemonefish) is the source of this 2307-nucleotide messenger RNA. Its product is annotated as coiled-coil domain-containing protein 134. Bases 397 to 1326 code for a protein of 309 amino acids. The record is from RefSeq and is a predicted model, not a curated record. NCBI's taxonomy places the organism in Eukaryota, Metazoa, Chordata, Actinopteri, Pomacentridae. The transcript is spliced from 7 exons.
UUAUCUCCCGGAUCUGUUGUUGCCGGCCGCUGGCUGACGGAUCCGGCGGAGCGGACAGCUGCGAUGACAGGAGGCAUCGAUCUGUCGAGGAGCCACUUCAAAUACUUGCUUAAUUCCCCCCUCCUCUAACAGCGCAUCCCGUGAGGAAGUCUCAUAUUGCGGAGUUGGUGUAUAUUACCACUAUAUGUGCUGUUACAUCACAGCUUGGUCAGAAACCUCGGUUUUUAAAACUCCAUUGAGAGUGGUGCUUCUGCAGGAAAAAAAAAAACCCAGGUCAGUUAGGGGACAUGCAAUCAAUUAAGCAAUCUGUAAUUGAUACUCCACAUGAUUUAUUUUUUUUAAUCCAGACUCGGCCAUCAUCAUCACCAUUACGCAUGUCCGUGGCUUUGCCUCUGCAUGAAUGAUGACAGAGGGAGAGCCUCUCAGAUGCAAGCAGAGAGAGAGAGAGAGAUGAUGUGCCAGUCCUUGAACCUCCAGCCUCCCACAGCAGGCUCGCAGCCUGAGGGGAAUCGCAUUCACUUCUGCUGCUUAUCCAGCUGUCUGAUAGGGCAUCUUGCUUUCUUUUUUUCCCUCCAAUCCUGUCAGGAGCUGCAUUCACCUCAAGGAAGAGUGCCUCUCUGCCACCCCCUGCUGACCAUGCGGAGUGUGAGCGCGGUGAUCCUGGCGCUUGCCGCCGCCACCCUCGGCUCAGCAGACUCUGACACACACAGACCGAGACAUGACUCCAACCUGGAGAUCUACAAGCGGCUGUUUGAGACCAAGAGGAAAGAUCAGCUGAACGCGCUCAAGAAUCUGGUGGAGCUGAAUGACAUCAACCAGCAGUACAAGAUCAUAGACAUCAUGCUCAAAGGGCUCUUCAAGGUGCUGGAGGACUCGAGACAAGUCCUGGUAGCGGCCAACAUGCAGCCCGAUGACCCCUUCCCCAUGGAUGAUAAGAUCAAAGAAGCUUAUUCCCAUGUAGUGGAGAACACAGCGUUUUUUGGCGAUGUGGCGUUGCGUUUCCCCCGCAUCGUCCACCACUACUAUGACCGGAACGCCGACUGGAGCGGUCUGCUACGCUGGGGCUUGAAUUUCUGUAACCAGACAGGAGUUUUCACAGGAGGAGCUCACCAGCAUGUCCUCACACUAAUGUCACAGGAGCUGGGAAUAACAGAGAAAUCCCCAGACUUCAUAAACCCAUACCGCACAGAGCGAGAUGAUGUGCUUCACACUGCCGAGGCUUUCCAGAAGAUCCUGAGGGAGGAGGAGAAGAGGAGGAGGAAGGAGGAGAAGAGGAAAGAAAUCAGAAAAGGCCCUCGCAUCUCCCGCUCUCGCACCGAGCUAUAGCGCUACACUUCUGUGCUUGUGAAGAGCUAAGAAAAAGAAGAAUGAAGAGGAGGAGGAGGAUUCACACAAUCCACAAGGGGUGGCUUGACUUGUAGACUCUGAUGGCAGUGAAGAAGAAAAGCUGCCGUCGCUUGUACAAAAGUCACAAGAGAGAAACCCUCAGUGUGACAGAAAAGCGGAAGAGCAGGUUGUGAUGAAGGCCUGAGUUGCUGUACGUCUGCAGUAAUUCGUAAUUGAGAAAAUCUAAUGCUAUACGACAGGUAGCCGACGUCUCUGGAAAACCAAUUAAGGGAGGCUCGUUUUUUGAUAACUUGGGGAUUAUGUAACUGAGCUUUGGAAUAUAAAUAAUUUUAGUAUAACCUGUUUACUUCAAAAACUUUGCGAAGCCCCGCUGUACCCUGUCUGGUCUAGAAUUAAUGUGUCUGAAACCCAUUUGCUUCAAAUACCUGUGGUUGCCAAAUAUAAAUUUGACCUCAUUAUAAUGUGGCCUGUUUCUGGUUAGGUUAAGUUUGAUUUGUUGCUGAUUUUAUUUCUUUCUUGAGCUGGGAAGUUUUAGGUAAACUUCUGAGGGAAUGUUUGUGAGUGUUUGAUGGUAUUUAUUUGCAUUUUUUUAUGUGUUUUUCACACUAUGAGGGAAUCAUUAUGGAGUUUUCCUUUUCAAAACCAUUAAUCUUUUUUGUUUUUGCCUAAAUGCCCCCUAAUUAGAAGGAAUUGUUUCAUUCUGUCAGAAUUACAGUAUGUGACCCUUCAUUUUGCAGCCUUGUGUCUUUGCUUUUUGUUCAUUUUUUUUCUUUAUAUCUUGAAAUCGACCCCUGCUAUUUGUUUAGCUCUAUGGAAUUGAAAUUGAUGUAAUUUUGAAUAGUAUUAUGACUGUUAUAAAACUAUGUGUAUAUUCAGAGAAAGAAUAUCAUUGCUGCAGAAUGAACAAGCCAUUUUGUUAACAAAUUUAAUGAAAUAAAGUGACUCUGAUACGUAAAAAUC